Molecule: messenger RNA, 453 nt
Organism: Zymoseptoria tritici IPO323
Lineage: Eukaryota; Fungi; Ascomycota; Dothideomycetes; Mycosphaerellales; Mycosphaerellaceae
Exons: 2
Coding region: 1-453 (150 amino acids)
Source: RefSeq, a predicted model, not a curated record
AUGCUCAACCCCGCCACUUUCCCCCGCCCACCCGCCUGCGAGAAAACCUCCCGACACCUGACCGUGACCCUCCAGAACGGCACAAAAGUCGCCGACACGAAAGAAGCAUACUGGGUCCUCGAAACCUACCACCCUCCAACCUACUACCUCCCAGCUUCCUCCCUCCUCGUUCCGAAAUCCAAGUCCUCCGCCCGCUCCACGUACUGCGAAUGGAAAGGUUUCGCAACUUACUGGGACAUCGAAGGCGUCAAGGGGAAAGCGUGGUCGUACGAGGAUCCGAGUGAGCGGUUCAAGGCGUUGAAGGGGUACUUGAGUUUUUAUGCGGAGCCGUGGGAGUGUCAGGUUGAUGGGGAGGUAGUUGUGGCGCAGCCGGGGGAUUUUUAUGGUGGGUGGAUGACUUCCGACAUCCAGCGUGAGUCUGUGAAGGGGGCGCCGGGUACGAGGCACUGGUGA